Molecule: messenger RNA, 2063 nt
Organism: Diospyros lotus (date-plum)
Lineage: Eukaryota; Viridiplantae; Streptophyta; Magnoliopsida; Ericales; Ebenaceae
Product: DCD domain-containing protein NRP-B-like
Exons: 5
Coding region: 341-1723 (460 amino acids)
Biological process (GO): response to endoplasmic reticulum stress
Source: RefSeq, a predicted model, not a curated record
CUCCCUGUGCCUGUCCUCUCUGCGUCUUCGUCAUCGCUCUCUUAUUCGCUCAACUACACUGCCAUUAAACAAAAAACACCGCUUUGACUAAAAACACCUCCACGCUAUCUUCCCCCUCAACCUUCCCGGAACUUUCUUCUCGCUCUUCCUAUAUCUGUGUGUAUAUAUAUAUAUAUCUCUAAUCCCUUCCGUUUCCAUACCCAUCUCAUCCAUUUACUCGCUCCUCCACACAUCUAUCUAAUCAAUCUACCCAAACCAAACCCAAUUUACACACUUACCAAAUCAUCUCUCUCUCUCUCUCUCUCGAUUUGACUUCGGAUUUUAAUUAGCAGACGUUGAGAUGGACAACAAUCAGCAAUCCUUCCGGAAUUUCAGCGAUCAGCUCAGGGUCCAGACCAACAACUUGGUCAAUCUCUCCCUCAAUGACUCCAUUUGGAGCAAUUCCUAUGUGUUCAAGAGGCCGGAGGAGAGACGCAACUUCGAUAUCAGGGUCGGCGGCGAGCUCAAUCCUGACGUCACCCCACCCAGCAAUCUGAGGCCCAAGGACUCGUCGGACUUCAAUGGGUUCAACCAUUCUUGGAAGGUCGGCGGCUCCGAUGUUAAUAAUCAUGGCGAUGGCUGGAAUUCCUCAUCCAAUUUGAAGCAGCACAGCUCGGAUUUUAAUGGGUUCAACCACGGUUGGAAGAUUGGUGGCUCCGAUAGUUCCUCCACCAAUUUGAAGCAGCACGACUCGGAUUUUAACGGGUUCAACCACAGUUGGAAGAUUGGGGGCUCCGAUAGUUCCUCCACCAAUUUGACGCAGAACGACUUGGAUUUUAACGGGUUCAACCACAGUUGGAAGAUUGGUGGCUCCAAUUCCUCAAACAAUUUUAAGCAGAAUGAUUUGGAUUUUAAUGGGUUCAACCAUAGUUGGAAGAUUGGUGGCUCCGAUCUCAACGGGUUCAACGACGGAUGGAAGCUGGCUUCGUCUGGUUUUGGACCGAUUGGAGGCGGGUUGUCCCAGCAGCAGAACGUGAUUGGGCUUAACGGUGGGUUCAAUAAAGGGAUUUAUUCAAAGCACUCGCCUACUUUGAAUUACAAUAACAACAACAACGGUAAUGUUGUUCUCAAUUCCAAGGGGAUUAAGAGUGGGACUGGUAAGGGUGAAGAUGAUCGCCAUCAUCAUCAUCAUCAAAAUCACCAUAGUCUAAAGAGUGGGAAGAAGAACAGGAACGGGAAUAACAACAACAACAACAAAGAUAACAAUGACAAAAACAGUGUGGAAAAGAGGUUCAAGACGCUUCCAGCAUCUGAGGCCCUGCCAAGAAAUGAAACCAUCGGUGGCUAUAUCUUUGUCUGCAACAACGAUACGAUGCAAGAGAAUCUCAGAAGGCAGCUUUUUGGUUUGCCUCCGCGCUAUCGGGACUCAGUCCGAGCAAUUACCCCAGGCUUGCCCCUUUUCCUGUACAACUAUUCCACCCACCAACUUCAUGGGAUUUUUGAGGCAGCAAGCUUUGGAGGAACAAAUAUUGAUCCGACAGCAUGGGAGGACAAAAAGAACCCCGGUGAAUCGAGAUUCCCCGCUCAGGUGCGUGUUGUGACGAGGGAAGUGUGUGAGCCAUUGGAAGAGGACUCCUUCAGACCAAUCCUCCAUCAUUAUGAUGGCCCCAAAUUCCGCCUCGAACUCAGCAUUCCAGAGGCUCUCUCUCUUUUGGAUGUAUUUGCAGUCAGCAAUGCAGCUUAACAUCAUACAGCACAGACAAAACAGAUACGCACGGAAAGAAAGUACCAAUAGACUAGUGUGAUGGAAAGAAGAGAAAAUAAGAUCCAUAUAUACAAAAUAAAAGAGAGAUGAUACUUUGGUAGAGAAUAAUAGCAAGUUCGCCCCUUUGUAUUCUGAUACGAUGCGUAUUUUUUCAUUCCCCCCACCCCUUGUUCUUGGGACCAUUUUGCCUUGCCUGCUUGGAGGGGACUGCCAUGGUUCCAAUCCAAUGUGUUUUUGGGCUGCUUGUUUUGUACAUAUACAUAUACAUAUAUACAUAUAAUGGGCAAGUACAUGCUUGAAAUGCAAGUUUAAUAGUGAA